Molecule: messenger RNA, 1370 nt
Organism: Frankliniella occidentalis (western flower thrips)
Lineage: Eukaryota; Metazoa; Arthropoda; Insecta; Thysanoptera; Thripidae
Product: pancreatic lipase-related protein 2-like
Exons: 8
Coding region: 83-1246 (387 amino acids)
Biological process (GO): lipid metabolic process
Molecular function (GO): lipase activity
Source: RefSeq, a predicted model, not a curated record
CAGACAGUCCGGGAGGCCGCGGCGCCUCCUGUCCAGUCUGCCGAGGACAUUUGGACGAUCCGCCCACCGGCACCGGAGCGACAUGCUCGGCCUGCACCUCGCCGUCUGCCUCGCGGCCGUGCUCGCCUCCACGGCGCAAGGCCCCGAGACGUACGACCCUUCCUGGUCGAGUCGGCUGGAGGGCUACGGCCAGACGUGGAUGUACUUCCCCGACGGCCGCGGCGUCCCCCGCGUGGCGCUGCUCGCCUCGGACGAGAGGUCCACCCCCAGCAUCCCCUCCGAGGUCGGCCCGGACGACGUCUCCUUUUACCUGUACACCAGGCGUCAGGAGCUGUCGGAGAUUAUUGACGUGGACGAUCCCAACUCCUUAUGGCAGUCUUCCUUCGACCCCAAGCGGCCCACCCGGAUCGUCACCCACGGCUGGAGGUCGUCAUCCGACGCCGACGUCGUCCAGAUCAUCAAAAGCGCCUACCUGGAGAUGGAGGACUGCAACGUGAUCGGGGUUGACUGGUCGCCCCUCGCCAGCAGCAAAUUCUACCCCUGGGCCAAGUCCUACACCAACCCCGUAGGCAGGCGGGUGUCCGAGCUCGUCAAGAUGAUGGUCGGCGAGGAGAAGUGGGGCGCGGACGGCGACAGGAGGAGGAAGAAGAAGAAGGCCGUGGGGACGGACAAGGGCCGCGCCAAGCUCAAGGACAUCCACCUGCUGGGCCACAGCCUGGGCGCGCACCUCAUGGGCUACGCCGGCCAGCACCUGCGGCCCCACAAGGUGUCCAGGAUCACAGGCAUGGACCCCGCCAUGCCGCUGUUCGAGAUCCUGCCCAGCUCCGACGGCCACCUGGACUCGUCGGACGCCGAGUUCGUGGACGUGAUCCACACGUGCGCGGGGGCGCUCGGCUUCCUGGACAACAUCGGCCACGCGGACUUCUACCCCAACGGCGGGACGCCCGUGCAGCCGGGCUGCUGCUGCGCCGCCGAGUUCGCUGAGGCCUGCAGCCACGGCCGCUCCUACCAGUUCUUCGCCGAGUCCAUCCGGUCCAAGGACUUCGUCGGGCUGGCAUGCGACUCCUGGGAGGGCUUCCAAAACGGUUCCUGCGCGGGCGGGCCGACGGCCGUCAUGGGGGAGCACACGUCGCCCGGGACCCGCGGGGUGUUCUACCUCAACACGAUGCGGUCGGCGCCGUUCGCCCUCGGGGAGCGGGGCGCGCGAUCGGCCAGCUCGGCCUUCCACGACGACUACGACUACUGACUGCCAGUCCACUCCGUCAUUACAAUCAAAAGUCUCUGCCUCCCAAAAACUUCGACUAUAUUUUUUUAAAAAACAUAUUCUUCCUCCUCAUCAACUUGCGGGGCAGACGAUUUUUGAUACCAUC